Caenorhabditis sp. 36 PRJEB53466 is the source of this 327-nucleotide messenger RNA. Lineage: Eukaryota; Metazoa; Nematoda; Chromadorea; Rhabditida; Rhabditidae. The record is from the annotation of a GenBank genome assembly.
AUGUGUAUGAUCUGCUUGGGAUCGCUCCGUAUCGCCCGUUUCUUUGAGCUGCCCCUCCGCAAGCCGACGGGGCCGUCAAUGGCCGAGAAUCGACGCGAGUCAAAGUGCGAAAGAGCCAAAAGAGCCGAGGAGCCGGGCGCCAACGUGGAUCUACGUGCCGCCGCCGCCGCCGCGCUGACCGAGAUUUUUCGAGACGCGUGGGCGGUGGCGGAGGAUGAGAUCGUGGCGGUGGAGGUAUUGGCGGCUGCUCCAUUCGUGAGCUCACUUCGACGACGAACGCUCGCCUUUUUCUGGCUCAUUGGAUGCUCUUCGGCCGGAGCAUGUUGA